This is a messenger RNA of Episyrphus balteatus (marmalade hoverfly), 5279 nucleotides long. It is a transcript of the gene mon2, whose product is annotated as protein MON2 homolog. Lineage: Eukaryota; Metazoa; Arthropoda; Insecta; Diptera; Syrphidae. The record is from RefSeq and is a predicted model, not a curated record. Bases 128 to 5113 code for a protein of 1661 amino acids. The transcript is spliced from 23 exons.
GUUUAUGACUCCAACCUUGUAGUCAAAAAACUUUAGUAUUUUGUUGGUGACUACUAAAUUAAAUAAAUUUCGUAUUUUGAUAAAAUUCAAUGUCUUAUUCAAUAUUAAUUUUUAAUUCAAUAUAAAAAUGUCGUUCGCACCAAAACUUCAAGAGGAUUCUAUCUCUAAAUUCUUGCAUGCUCUUCGGUCUGACUUUCGCAGUCUGUCUGCUGAAACCCGAAAGAAAUAUCCGCAUAUUAAAGAGGCUUGCGAAGAGGCUGUUUCUAAAUUAAACAAUGUUGGGAGCGAUGAACACAAUUCAAUCAAUUCAACCAUAAACCAGAUAUUGUAUCCCCUAGUUCAAGGAUGUGAAACAAAAGAUCCAAAGAUUAUCAAGUAUUGUCUUGGUAUGAUGCAGCGACUUAUUACGCAACAAGUUGUAGAUCAAAAAGGUGCUCGCUACAUAACUGAUUCUCUAUGGAUGCUGGUGGAGAAUAACAUCGACGAAGUGAAAGUACUUCAAACAGUAACACUCCUUCUUACGACGAAUACUAUUGUUUAUGGCGAAAAUCUGGCAAAAUCUAUUGUCUUAUGUUUUCGUCUACAUAAUUCAAAAAAUGCAACAAUAGUCAAUACAGCUGGAGCUACUGUUCGCCAAUUGGUUGCCUUAGUUUUUGAACGCGUUUUUCUAGAAAAACACGAAGCCGAACAUCAUCAACCACCCGUCAUGAAUAAUGCAAACAGAAGUAAUGAUUCUGCUUCUAGCAAAAUACCAACAACGAAUUAUGAGCUAUACCCCUUGGCGUCCGAUGCAUAUAUGCUUUUUCAAGAUCUCGUACAACUUGUGAACUCUGAUCAACCUUUCUGGCUUUUUGGCAUAACGGAACUAAGCAGAGCGUUCGGCUUAGAGCUGUUAGAAACGACACUCGCAAAUUUUAGCUCAGUUUUUCACGAUUUCUCAGAAUUUACAGUACUUCUAAAGGAACGUGUUUGUGCCCUUGUUAUAAAACUAUUUUCACCCAAUGUUAAACAUCGGCAAAUUCAAACAGCCAAUACUUCAAACAUACCUCAAGAGAAACCAUACUUUCCAAUAAGCAUGCGUCUACUAAGGCUAGUUGCAAUUUUGAUUGAGAAAUAUCAUACUCUUUUGGUAACUGAGUGUGAAAUAUUUCUGUCAUUGAUUGUAAAAUUUUUGGAUCCCGACAAACCUAACUGGCAACGUGCCUUAGCUCUCGAAGUUAUUCAUAAAAUGGUGACCAAGCCUCAUCUCAUUUCAUUUUUUUGUAUGUCAUAUGAUCUAAAGAAUCAUGCUACAAACAUUGUUAAAGACAUGAUAAACGCUUUAGGAAUUUAUGUUCGUCAUUCUUUUAUACAUGUUUCAUCGGUUUUUAAUGGAAAUGCAAUUAGCGUUGGAAAUGUUCAAAAUGCCAAUAGUAGCGGAAAUGCCUUACAACAAUCUGGGUUUAUGUUCAGAGGAUAUUUUCUGCCAUUAGCUGCAAAGUUUGAGCCUAGUACACCAAAAUCCGUUUAUUUGGAAAUGUUGGACAAGGCCGAACCUCCAACCAUACGUGACGGUUAUGGAAUCUCUUUAGCAUACGCCGUUCUUUUAGAUGUUACAACAUCAAUUUCUAUAAUUAUAAAAAGUUGUACAGAUAUUCCUAUGGAUUGUAAUGAAGACCUGGAAAGAAAGGGCAGCCAAAAUGCCCUUUACGUACAGUUAGUACAAUCCAGCUGGUCUGGAUUGUUAUCCGCAUAUGUUCCGCUUGUAGAUGCAGCUGUCGAUGAAAGCACAACGGAUAAUAUAUUGAAGGCGAUGCAAAAGUAUUCUGCACUUUGCGGGAUGCUUAAUUUACUUAACGCUCGUGAUGCAUUUAUCAUAUCGAUUUGCAGAUCCUCCUUUCCGCCACAUUAUGCUUUAUCAAUAUUCAAUGGAGUCCAAUUAGAUGUUGAUUUAAGAUGUCAUACAAAAAAUAAGAGCCAGGAUAUAAAUAAUCACAUCCCAGGGUCUAGCAAUGAGACUGACUUUAGACAACAAAUUGUGGCAGUUGGAACACCAUUACCUAGUGCUUCCCUACCCCAAAAUAUUAUGCAAGCUCCUGUCAUGUUGACAUCAAAAAAUUUACAAUGCAUGCGAGCAAUACUGUUUCUUGCUCAUAAUCAUGGUGACAUUUUGGGUACUUCUUGGCAGAUUAUCCUUGCUACUCUACAACACCUAGUUUGGAUUCUUGGAUUGAAACCAUCAACCGGUGGUAGCCUUCAGGCAAUUCAAAAACCCGCUGUUGAAAACGUUGGUAUUCAGACUGCUGUAAUGGCUGAUUUACCUGUUUUAUCUCAAAUGUUAAGUGAACUUUUUGAAUCCAGCAAAAAUUUAGAUGAUGUUGCUCUACAUCAUUUGAUAGAUGCUCUUUGUAAACUUUCGCAGGAAGCAAUGGAGCUUGCUUACACUAAUAGAGAGCCCUCAUUGUUUGCAGUGGCCAAGCUUCUAGAAACUGGUUUAGUCAACAUGGCACGCAUAGAAGUGCUUUGGCGCCCGCUGAGCAAUCACCUAUUAGAGGUCUGCCAACAUCGACAUAUUCGAAUGCGGGAAUGGGGUGUAGAGGCCAUUACGUAUUUAGUGAAAUCUGCAUUGCAAUUUAAACACAAUAUACCAUUAAAGGAGAACAAAGUGCUUCAAACUAUGCUACUAAAUCCACUCUCAGAAUUAUCAACAGUACCACAUGCAGAUGUUCGACAAAGGCAAUUAGAUUGCGUUUUACAAAUUUUAAAUGGCUCUGGUGAUAUACUUUCUUUUGGUUGGCCAACAAUAAUCCAAAUUAUAGGUGCUGUCAAUGAUCGUCAAGGUGAACAACUCAUUCGAACAGCAUUUCAGUGUCUACAAUUAGUAAUAACUGAUUUCUUACCAAUAAUACCAUGGAGAUGUCUACCAUUAUGUAUUAGCACCGCAUCAAAGUUUGGAUCACAAACGCAGGAACUUAACAUUUCUUUAACAGCUAUUGGCUUGAUGUGGAAUAUUUCAGAUUUUUUUAAUCAAAACCAAGAAAAGUUAAUUUCAAUGGAAAUAGAUAAAGCUUUCAUUUUGCCAGAUUUUCCAGGAGCAUUUAAGAUGCCACAAUUUGAUAAGCUUUGGAUGUGCUUAUACGCAAAGCUAGGUGAGCUUUGUGUUGACCUUAGACCUGCUGUUAGAAAAUCUGCUGGACAAACAUUAUUCUCCACAAUAUCAGCACAUGGAAGUCUCAUAAAUGGUCCAACGUGGCAAGCUUUGGUAUGGCAGGUCUUAUUUCCCUUGUUGGAUAAUGUUCGAACCUUAUCAAGUUGUGCAAGUAAUGAAAAAGUGGAUCUUAGCAGUAAUAUCCUUAUUCACCACUCAAGAAAUACGGCUCAAAAGCAAUGGGCUGAAACACAAGUUUUAACGCUUUCUGGAGUUUGCAGGGUCUUCAAUAGCAAACGUGAACUUCUUCAAGCUUUAGGAGACUUUGACCGAGCCUGGGCACUGAUAUUGGAAUUCAUACAAAAUACAGCUUUAAGUAAAAAUGGGGAAGUAUCACUUGCAGCAUUGAAAUCUCUGCAGGAGAUCAUGUAUCAUAAUUCUGACAAACAUACUAGUUCAAAUGAAAAUAUUGUCCAGCUGCAUGACAAGUUGUGGGAUAUUGCGUGGAAUGUAUGGGUGAACAUUGGGUUGGAAAGUACCAAACUUCCUGUAAAUUCAAAUGAUUCAACGGAUGAAUUUUACAUUCCUAAUCAGGCGUUUCUUACUGCUUUGGUUCAAAUUUUCCCAGCAAUUUUUCAACACAUUUAUCCAAGAUUUACGGAGUCGGAUUUUGAAAAAUUAUGUUUAGUUAUAAAUAAUAUUGUAACAAUACCAGUACAAACGGAUUCUGUUCCUUACGUUAUGUCCCCGAUGUGUGAUUCUCUACAGACACUUUUGCAUGAUGGUGUCCUAGAGUGUAUUGAAUUGGUACAAAAGGAAGCAACAUCCCCAAACACAACGAUUCAGUGUAUGAUUCCAACGAUUUUUAAACAGUUACUUCUGCUAAGCAAAUUUGCGUGUGCUCCACCUGUUUGGCGAGGUUUUGAAGAAAAACCAACAAAAACGCAGAAUUCUUAUUCAAGUACAACUUCAGUUGAAUUAGUAAGCAUGAAUUACAUUCCAUUUGGAGAAAAGGCUAUAAGUAUGUCGGUUAAAUUAUAUCAAAAAACAGCGAACGAAGAUUUUGUUAUACGAGAAGGAGUACUUCAUGAAAUAAUAAAAGUCUUACGAACUCCACUUGCCAUGAAGUACAAAUGUUUGUCAUCAACCACUUGGAAAUUAGCCAUUUCCAGCUUAAUAUCAAUACUAAACACUGGUUUGAAAGUCGCUAUCUCGAAACCCGAUAAUUUUGUUCGAAUGUGGGAUGAUCUGGCAGACACAAUAGACGAGUUUUUGUUUCCACGAAGCAUUUGCACUGUUGAAGACCGUGGCUUGGAAGAAAUUGUUAUUGACGAAACAAUCGAUUGUCAAAUGAUCGAACUUCUACGUGACGAAGUUCUCCCAUACUCUCAUGUUAUUCCACAUCAAUUUAUUAUGAAAAUAGUUGUCCUGCUGAAUAAAGGAUCAAUACAUUCAGCUUCAGACUCAAAUAUUUGUUACGAAGCUGAUUGGAAGAUAAGAGAAAUCUUUGCAAAAACAUGUUUUGAAACUCUGUUGCAAUUUUCGCUUCUAGAUGGUUCGUGCAAUAAUAACAGGAAUGUAGCUGUUUCAACAGGUGGAAAGGAGUUUGCUGGAAGAUUAGCAGUUACGGCUUUGCUACAUAGAUUUCAAGAAGUUUUGAAGCGUUUCAGUGAUGACGAAAGACAAAGUGGAAAAUGUCCAUUAUCAAGAUUUAGGCUUUCUGAAGUUUCAUUUGUUUUAAAAGCAAUAGCUACUUUAAUAGUGUCCAUGAAGAAAGCACCUCUAAACAAAGUUAAUAAAUCAGCAUGGGAUCAACUGAUUGGACUGUAUCCAUAUCUUGUAGACUGCACAACAACAACAUCCCCAGAAGUAUCACGAUCCUUGAGAGAAGCUUUAUUACAAUAUACAGAGCUAUUGCAAGCCCCAAGUUAUAAUCACGAUUUAAGAAACAUUAGUAACAUUCAAGAAAAGGAAAUACAAAACUAGCACGCAUACCUAAUCUUUGUAUUGGCAACUCUAAUGUUAAAGUGAGCAACUAAAUUUCUACAUCGGUCUUAGUGGAGUAACUGAAGCUAAAAAAAUAAGUACCUACAUAUUUUGUUUUUAUUUGUUUUCAGACUGUAAUACCUAAUAUGAUGUUUUUCACUUCUGA